Molecule: messenger RNA, 471 nt
Organism: Eimeria necatrix
Lineage: Eukaryota; Apicomplexa; Conoidasida; Eucoccidiorida; Eimeriidae
Product: ubiquitin / ribosomal protein S27a fusion protein, putative
Exons: 3
Coding region: 1-471 (156 amino acids)
Biological process (GO): translation
Cellular component (GO): ribosome
Molecular function (GO): structural constituent of ribosome; protein binding
Source: RefSeq, a predicted model, not a curated record
AUGCAGAUUUUCGUGCGUUCAUAUGCGGGGGAAUCCGUGCCUGUCGAGGUGUCCGCCACCUCGACGGUGCUCGAGCUCAAGCAGCACCUGGAGGCGCGAUUAGGUGUUGCUGCGUCAUUGCAGCGUCUUUUCUUCGGCGUUUCAGCCGUAGAUGACGCUUGUACUCUGGAGGAGGCUGGUGUUGAAGAGGAGGCGACUCUGUUUCAAAGCCUAGAGCUGCUCGGGGCUGGCAAGAAGCGCAAGAGAAAGACCUACACGAAGCCCAAGAAGCAGAAGCACAAGAACAAGAAAGUCAAGCUUGCUGUGCUGAAGUUCUACAAAGUUGACGACAACAACAAAGUGACCCGACUGCGCAAGGAGUGCCCCUCGAAGACCUGCGGGAGCGGCGUGUUCAUGGCGCAGCACGAAAACCGCAACUACUGCGGCCGCUGCGGGGUCACUUACAUUCUCAACGCCGGCGGUGACCAGUAA